UACCUGAGUGCGACUCAAACUUCGUGGACUCAAAGGCGACGAUCGUGUCAGAGACUCACUUGACUAACGACAAAUGCUGUUUUGGGCGGGCGGCGGUAAAUAUUUCGUCAUCGUGCCGUGGAUAUUAUGCUGCUAUUUGCCACGAAAAUAUUCAAUGUUGACACAAGCUUAUGCUCGCUGUAUUUACAUUAGUUUGAAAUCUCAGAGUGAAACGAUGCUUUAACAGAGUAAUUGCGGAUCUCGUUAGUGAAUGAUGGCUCUAGUGAAAGCGAAGAAAAGCCAGUCGCGUCAGCUUUGAUAAAAACUGUGCAAAAAAGGCGCUAAACUUAAAAUUUCAAUGGAUUCGGGCACGUCAACAUGGGUAAACAAAUCAAACGUAUAAUUAUCGAAGAGUUUGCUGUGCGUGGAUUCAAGGACUCAUUUUAAACGGUUGGAACAGUUCAAUUAUUAAAACCGAGAAUGACUUCUUUGAGUAGCUACAAUCACACCAAAAUUGAUUUUAACUCGUGGUUUACAGAAAUUGCUACAAGAAAUGCGACUCAGAAAUCUCUUCAAGCCCUAGCAAUGUCAUUAAUUUUAAUCCUAACGAUUGUGAGUAAUGGAAGUGUUGUUUUGGUCCUUUUGAAGAGCUUCAGCAUUAAAAACGUUCCUAAUAUGCUACUCUUCUUCUUGACUGCUAUAAACCUAGCUAUAGGCAUCGUCAAUAUGCCUUUUGCUGUGAUUUCUAUCGCAAAUGACGGCUGGCUGUUUGGGAGUGUUUGGUGUGAGAUCUCAGGAUUUCUUUGUCAGUUCCUCACAGCCACAUCAAAUGUCAUGGUAACGGUAGUCGCCAUCUAUCGUUACCAAGCGAUUGCAAAUACAUUUUCAGCGCAGAUAACUUACCGAGGGGCUAAAUGGAUUACGGCCUUUGCAUGGUUUUAUUCCCUGGCAUUCACUGUUCCUCCCAUAUUGGGUUGGAACUCGUACCAGUACUCAAGCGCGAAGGGAUUCUGUACUCUGUCGUGGCAAGAUGGCGGUGCUGGUAUGGUUUAUACUGUGGUCUUCAUAAUCUCCUGUUUCACUUUACCUUUCGUUGCCAUCGUAUUUAUGUAUGUAAGAAUUGGCGUGAUCACACGAUACAACUCGAAGACAAUACGAACCAAUCCGACUUCAUCAUCGUCCUUAUCUUCGAGCAAAACUCAGGGUAGCGACGUCACAAGACAUGACAUAAGAGAGCAUGAUGUCACAAGACAUGACGUCAGGCAUAAUGACAUCACAAGGCGUUCCCGUAGCAACCAACGCGUGACGAAACGAACUCUCUCCGGAUCCAGAGAUUCUAUGACCGAAUCAAAGACGAUUGCGAGUGUGUCUUACGUCGUCGUGACGUACGGUUUAUUUUUAGCGCCGUAUUACGUCAUGAACAUUGCAUCGGCGCUAUCCCAAGAUGCCUUGUCGCCGGAAGUGGACUUCACAAUGGCGUUGUUACAUUUUUGUCAUGCGACGGCCGUUGCUGUCGUGUACGGCUUCAACAAUCGACGAAUCAGGACUCUCCUCAAGCAGUUGCCAUGGUGGCCAAAGUGUCCCGGAUGUGUGGUGUCACGUGGUGAUAGAUAUCAGGCAAGGGCUAAUGCAGUUGACUACACAGUUUAAUGCCUCGUAUUGUGCAAAUGAAAAUAACACCAAGACACUGUGAAAAGUUGAUAAGCUUUUU
Messenger RNA from Dendronephthya gigantea, 1690 nucleotides. Its product is annotated as G-protein coupled receptor 161-like. Gene Ontology annotation, molecular function: G protein-coupled receptor activity. The record is from RefSeq and is a predicted model, not a curated record. Gene Ontology annotation, cellular component: membrane. Lineage: Eukaryota; Metazoa; Cnidaria; Anthozoa; Malacalcyonacea; Nephtheidae. The coding region runs from base 460 to 1629 and encodes 389 amino acids. Gene Ontology annotation, biological process: G protein-coupled receptor signaling pathway. The transcript has 2 exons.